AGGAAGGGUCGCGAUUUACCAACGCAUGUUGUUUUUUGGGGUUCAGCCUCUCUGACGGUUCGAACGUUUCAUAGAAUAGUGUGUUCCGUAACUCACCAUCAUGACUUCAGCAGCAGAAUCUGAAUUGUUCGAAGAAUUCUAUUCAUGGAGAAUGGAAGAUUCCCCCGAGCUUGCCACAAUGGUCGGCGACCACAGAUACGACGACAAGCUCGAGAGCUAUGACUUGACCACCUUCGAAGCACGAAGACAGAAGGUCGAGUCGCUUCUCCGCCGAGCGAAAGAUAUUCGCGCCGCCCUGACAUCCGUCAACAUCGAAGUUUUCAUCGAGAUGCUCCAAGCGUAUCUAGAUGGACACAAAACUAUGUCCUACGUAUUUCCUCUGUGCCGCAUGGAAGGAAUACACGUGGAUCUGAUCCAGACCGUAUCGUAUAUGAAGUUCGAGAACGAAGAAGAUUUCGACAAGCUCGCGCGACGACUGGAAGCGGCUGUUGAGCAGAUUGACGGCAUAAUGUCCGUUAUGACCCUCGGUAUAAAGCACAAACUGACCAUGCACUCAGUAUCGAUGGAAAAGGUGGCAGAAGCAAUCAAACGUCUGGCGACUACCGAUCCUACGGGGACCAUGUAUUACAGACCCGUUCAAGAAUACAAGGGAGAACUGUCCGAUGGAAUUAAACAGAAGCUUGUCAAAAGUAUUGAAAAGCUUCAAGCUGCUCUCGACAAGCUAGCCGUGUUUGUUGAAAACAUUUACGUGCCAUCAUGCAGGCCUGAUAUAGACAUUGUUUCGGUUGGCGGCGAAGCUUACUAUCAGCAGUGUUUGAAUUUCCAUCUCGGCUGUGUGAUGACACCCCAGGAGGUCCACGAUAUCGGACUUCGAGAAGUUGAACGCAUCAAUGGCGAAAUACUAAAAGACAUCAAAAACAGGGGUUCGACGCUCACCCCGAAGGAAUACGGCGACCAGAUGCGCGAAGAUCCGAAGUUCCUACUCAACAGUGCGGAAGAUAUCAAGAAACGAUAUGAGGAGAUCCUUGAAGAGAGGAUUCAGCCUCAAUUACACAGAUAUUUCCGGAAACUACCCGAGGCAAAACUGAGGCUCGUCCUCGUGGACGAAUCCCGGGCUGCCGGACCCGCCGCUUUCUACAUUCAGGGUUCGAUGGACGGCUCACGACCGGGAACAUUCUACAUCAACGGAUGCGAUCCUCAUCGGACUCCCUCGUACAUUCUGCCAGCAUUGGCACUUCACGAAGCGAACCCGGGCCACCAUCUGCAAGGAUCAAGGAUGUUGGAAACUCCGGAUCUGCCGAAAUUCAGACUCCUGAUGGAAGAUCGAAAAUAUUCCGAAAUGCCGACCCAUUUUCCAAUCCACACAGCAUACACCGAGGGUUGGGGUCUGUAUUGCGAGUACCUGGGUCACGAAAUGGGUGUCUAUAGAGACGCUCAUGAAAGAUACGGUCACUACUCGCAAGAGUUGCUGAGAGCUUGUCGAUUGGUCGUAGACACGGGAAUGCACGCUUUCAAGUGGCCGCGUGAGAGAGCCAUCGCUUACUUGGAGGAGAACACUGGGGCAACCCACGCAGAAAUCGUCUCCGAGAUCGACCGAUACAUCAGCUGGCCAGGCCAGGCGUGCGGCUACAAGAUCGGUGAAAUCGAGUUGAAGAGGCUGAGGAGCGAAGCUGAAAACAUCUUGGGCAACAAAUUCGACAUCCGAGACUUCCAUGAAGUGGUAAUGAAUAAUGUCGGUACCAUGGCAUUCCUUGGAAAAGCUGUGGACCAUUACAUCAAAACAACUUCAGCUCUUUGAUAAUUCGAUAGUCUUUUGCUUUACCCAGCGGCCAAAAGGAAACUGGCGGGUGUCGUGAGAUAAUUCACGGAUGAUCCGAAUAAACUUGCUAAAUGCUGCUUAUACAU
Galendromus occidentalis (western predatory mite) is the source of this 1905-nucleotide messenger RNA. RefSeq lists its product as uncharacterized. The record is from RefSeq and is a predicted model, not a curated record. The coding region runs from base 101 to 1798 and encodes 565 amino acids. The transcript has 10 exons. Lineage: Eukaryota; Metazoa; Arthropoda; Arachnida; Mesostigmata; Phytoseiidae.